ACAACUUCUUGUUGGGACUUUAAAUACGGUGUGACGCUYUACUCGGGUACAUUUAAAUGAGAACCGUGUUGCGCAACUCCAUAGAAACAAGAGGGCAAACGCAACCCCAACUAUUUAAGKACACUCUAAAUCCUGCGAUUUAUUUACACCUCUUGUUAAAUUUGGGGGAAACAAUGUCAAACGUCCUGCUAUUAAGCAGCGCCAUGGAGAGGUUGUCCACACCGAUGACCUUUCCUCYCCACGCACGCACGGGCGUCUGUCGUAAUCUUUUUGGACCGGUGGAUCACGACGAACUGAACCGGGAUAUGAAAUCCAAGAUGCGGGAGAUUUCGWAUAGGGACCAGCGGAAAUGGAACUUUAAUUUCGAGGCCGAAGUGCCAAUGUCUGGGGACUAUGUGUGGGAGGAAACCCCGGUGGAUACGAGCCCURUUUUCUACCAGGACUCUGUACAGGUCGGGAGGGCGAGGAUUGUUGUAACACCGGUCAAUGUGAAGCCAGACGUUGACGUUAUCCGACUGGACCCCUCUUCUCAGGGUGAAUCGCCUCAUUGUGAUGACCGCUUGACCAGCUCCAAAGGUAACACUCCAUGCCUCACCGAAGUCAACCAGCAGAACUGCGCAGUGAAGCUGAACUCGGGGAAGCCUACUCGCAAACAAGUCCCGUGUGUUCGAUGCAAAAUAACUACUGAUACGACGACACUUGCUACAGACUUCUACAUGAAACGAAAACGGAUGACGACCGAAACGAAGCUAAAUGAAAGCACUUGCCACCACCCUUCGUCUCAAUGUCACGUAGAACAAACUCAACGCAAGAAAAUUCGUUGAAGGCGUUUGAACAAUCCUUUGCCCUAUAACCCUACCUUCCAACUUGAAGACAAGACUGAAAACAAGGGAAGGAGGACCAUUCAUUGGCUUGGUGUGUCUGAGUGGACCUACAGUAUAUAGAAAGUAGCCGACACUCCACGGGGUCUCAAGAUUGAAUGGCCGGGAAGAGAGAAUUCGCAGAAAGACUCAAACAAAAUGUAGCAUUCAUGGUUGCUUUGCAUAAAGCCACUUGACAGUGUUAAAUGUGCAAUCCUAAACUGUUUUAAAUURUCUACACUGGCCAAAGUGUUCAGCUUUAUAAAUACAGAUUUCUGUUAAGUAUCUCAGGGUUGUUUAAAUAUAGGCUAUAUUUCAAGACUAUUCUAACUUAUAAUUUAUUUAUGUUUCUUUAUAUUUGCAAAUACCUUUUCGAUUUAGCUAAAGGGCAACUUUUUAUUUACAAUGUUUUUUUGGUGAUGUUUUGCAACCAUGUAGCUUUUUAUAGUACACUUACAAAGUAGAUUUCAUAGUGCUUCUGAGAUUUUUUUUUCCCCCCUGAUUUUCUGUUCAGCAAAAGAUGACAAUAAAGUAUUUUUUGUU
Molecule: messenger RNA, 1403 nt
Organism: Salvelinus sp. IW2-2015
Lineage: Eukaryota; Metazoa; Chordata; Actinopteri; Salmoniformes; Salmonidae
Product: cyclin-dependent kinase inhibitor 1B
Biological process (GO): negative regulation of mitotic cell cycle; negative regulation of cyclin-dependent protein serine/threonine kinase activity
Cellular component (GO): nucleus
Molecular function (GO): cyclin-dependent protein serine/threonine kinase inhibitor activity
Source: RefSeq, a predicted model, not a curated record